Macrosiphum euphorbiae (potato aphid) is the source of this 330-nucleotide messenger RNA. NCBI's taxonomy places the organism in Eukaryota, Metazoa, Arthropoda, Insecta, Hemiptera, Aphididae. The record is from the annotation of a GenBank genome assembly.
AUGGAAGACCCUGAAUUUAAUUUGAUUUGUCGGCAUUUACCUGCUCUUUCUUUUCUUCCAGUAAAUAAAGUAAUCGAAGGUUGGGAAAUUGUGAAAUUAUUAUUUAGUGAUAACGAAAGAGAACAAUCACUUUUAGAAUACUUCGAAAAUACUUACAUUUAUGGUAAACCAGCUAUGAGACUACGUGGACGUAUUAAACCUCAACGACACCCUCCCUUAUUUCCAAUUGGCAUGUGGUCAGUAGCUUCAAGAGUUGAUGCAAAUUUUCCAAGAACAACAAAUAUUGCUGAAUCAUGGCACGGUCGACUUAAUAGAUAUAGGAACAAAUGA